UGACGUGUCAGGAAAGUGCCGGAAGCGCCCAGUCCCCUUUCAAGAUGGCUUACCAAACCUUCCAUCAGGAAUAUCUCCAGAUUCCUGUAGUAACUCGGGCUUAUACCACCGCCUGUGUAUUCACCACUGCUGCCGUGCAAUUAGAGGUCAUCACACCUUUUCAGCUCUAUUUCAACCCAGAUUUAAUAUUUAAGCAUUAUCAGGUCUGGCGCCUAAUCACUAAUUUCCUGUUCUUUGGUCCCGUUGGGUUUAACUUUUUAUUCAACAUGAUUUUUUUAUACAGGUAUUGCCGAAUGCUGGAGGAAGGAUCGUUUCGGGGACGCACCGCUGACUUUGUCUUCAUGUUCCUCUUUGGUGGGCUCCUGAUGACUAUAUUUGGCAUGUUUGUGAGCUUGGUGUUCCUGGGCCAGGCCUUCACGAUCAUGUUGGUGUACAUAUGGAGCCGGCGUAAUCCCAACGUGCGCAUGAACUUCUUCGGCCUGCUCAACUUCCAGGCGCCAUUCCUGCCCUGGGUGCUCAUGGGCUUCUCUCUGCUGCUUGGUAACUCCAUCAUCGUGGAUCUGCUGGGCAUCGCGGUGGGACAUGUCUAUUUCUUCUUGGAGGAUGUCUUCCCUCACCAGCCUGGGGGCACUCGCUGGCUCAAGACUCCUGCCAUUCUUAAAAUCUUGUUUGACACCCCGGAAGACGAUGUGAACUACAACCCCCUCCCCGAGGAGCGACCGGGCGGGUUUCCCUGGGGAGAGGGCCAGCGUCUAGGGGGUUAGUCUGUCCACAUCCCAGGAGCGACAUCAUGGGAGGACAGGUUCUUCGGACAGCUGUGGAACACCUUUUUCACCCCAUUUCUCUUUCGGAUUUAGAGGGUGAAAGCCCUCUCUAUACUGAGAGACCAGUUAAUGGAGGUUCUGCUGGCUGACACAUGACAAGUCCCCUGACGAGAGAGUUUCACUGGCCGGACUGUCUCUAGAGACCAUUUCCGAGUGCACAAACCUACACCCCUGGGUUUCCAGGAAGUGACUGCUGCUGGGGAGCACAUGGCCUGCUGGAAUACCGCUUGUUUCUCUUAAUUUUAUUAUAUUGAUCAAAUGAGUAACACCGAUCAGAAGGGAGGAAACAAAAUGCAAAACAAAAUCUUGGAUUGUUUCUGAUGUCCAGAGCCGUCUCUUUUUUUUUUUUACACUCUACAUUUUUGUAUUUAUAAUUAUAUUGAAGAUCUACAUGUAGGAAUGGAAGUGUUGGUGUUUUUCUUUCCUGACACUUCAUUUUUGGGCUCGGAUCCAUGUAAUGUCUUUGAGUACACACAACAAAAUAGCCUAAAUAAUGCAAACAUUAAAAUUAGUUAAUUAUUGGUUGUGAUAAAAAUAAUUGUAUAGAUCA
This is a messenger RNA of Lepisosteus oculatus (spotted gar), 1374 nucleotides long. It is a transcript of the gene derl2, whose product is annotated as derlin 2. Gene Ontology annotation, molecular function: ubiquitin-specific protease binding; misfolded protein binding. NCBI's taxonomy places the organism in Eukaryota, Metazoa, Chordata, Actinopteri, Semionotiformes, Lepisosteidae. Gene Ontology annotation, cellular component: Hrd1p ubiquitin ligase ERAD-L complex; endoplasmic reticulum membrane. Gene Ontology annotation, biological process: endoplasmic reticulum unfolded protein response. The record is from RefSeq and is a predicted model, not a curated record.